ACGUGUGAGAAGAUUGGAGCUGCAGCGGAGGAGGCAACAUGAAACUAUAAUCACAUCACACACAUAGCCAGUCUAUAUUACCAGAAAAAUAGUCAUUACUACUUUUAUUAUUUUCACUAUUCAACAGAGAAGUCUAAAACUCCAGCUUUGUAAUUCAGCACACUGUGUUCCCAUGAUGUCAUACCUGUGGAUUCUCCUGCUGGGCAGUUUGGUGAUCGGAGCCAAGACACAAGAAGACUCUGCUACUGAGCCAGAAACUAAGGAACCAGAGGCAGAAGCAGCAGAGCCCGAGGCCCCUGCAGAGGAAGUAGCUAUCGAGGAGGCCCCGGCAGCUGAGGAGGCUCCAGCAGAAGAAGAAGCUCCGGCAGAAGAAGAGGAGGAGGCUGCAGAAGAGGUGGAGGCUCCAGCUGCAGAAGGAGAGGUUAUUGCCACAGAGGAAAAGGCUCUGACAGUUGAGGAGGCUCCGGCAGAAGAAGAAGCUCUGGCAGAAGAGGAGGUUCCAGCCACAGAGGAAGAAGAGGCUCCAGCCACAGAGGAAGAGGACACAGAAGUAGUAGAAGAACCAGCAGUAGAAGCAAAGGCGGCCCCUGAAGCUGAGGCUGAACCAGGUGAACUAGAUCUAUCUGAAGCUGUUGAACCAGAGGCGGAGCCUGAAACACCAGCAGAGAGCGAGCCCACGGAGGAGAAUACAGGGGGAGAUUUGGAUCUGGAGGACGCUGUAGUUGAGAGUGACGAAGACACACCCGCGGGUGGGAAGAGCCGCAGAGGGGGCUCAGUUGCCCAUGCAUCAGAAGCAGAAGGCACAGCUGAAACUCAAGGGGCUAGCUCUGGCUCGGUGGUGGGCAUUCUGAGUGCUAUUGGCGUGGCGAUCGUUGGAGCUGCCACCGGAUACUUCGCCUAUCAGAAGAAGAAGCUCUGUUUCAAGAACAGUGGAGGGGACCUAGAGAGUGCCCGUAAGGAGGAGGCUGAGACCCAGUCGGAUCCCCAGGUUCUCAGCAACUUGCUGACUAAAUCCUCCUAGAUCGUCUGAGAUUCCAAUGGAGAAGAACCAGGACCAGCGGAAGAGUUUCCCAUAACACAUACAUACACACACACACACACGCACACGUGUGCAUGCGUACACACUCAUACACAGAUCCAUCCCAAUCUUUAGGGCUUAAACUGAUUAUAGUUGUAAAACUGUGAGAUAGUGGUUUGGGGGUUAUGAACCUUCAGCACCACAUUAGAGUGAGACCAAUCAGUAGUAUCUCAGUGUCUUCUAAAGAUCACAUUUGUAAUCUGUUAAAAAAGGGGUGAUAUUUUCUGUCCAUUUAACAGCACCGAAACAAUGUAGGCCUAUUUCUCUUUAUACUAGUACUGGGAAGUUAGUCUGGGUACCAGUCAUUUUAGCUAACAUUCCACUCCUUGCCACUCCUGUCAUUUGCCAAAGAGACUGGCUUAUUGGCGAUCCUAACGUUCAAUAUGCAGCCUGAUUUACAAUAAAAUUGUGAUUGGAGGAUAACUGUGAGGGUUAUCGAAUCAGGAUCAAAUCCUGUGAUCUUCUCAAGCUCAAGCUCAUAAUGAUAGAAUGUUCAUAUUUGAAGAUUGCCGAAAGACAAUGAAUACAAUGAGUGGCAUUUAAUAGGCUGAACAGCAACCAGGCUACUGGGAUGUAGCUUAAAACCUAUGUCUAUGUUGUCUAUGAGAAGGCAGCAUAAUUUAUAUGGAUCUAAUGGAAAAAAGAAAAUGUGUACAACCGAAGCAUAUAAUAUAAUCAUGAGCUGCAGUUCCCAGAUUCUUUUGGAUAAAAUGGCCCCUCCUCUAUUUGAAAUGUUACCAUUGUUUAGUUCUUUACAAUGAUUUAGGGCUUGAUUUAAUCCAUAGCGCUGAAGAUCCAUGCUAUAAUGCUGAUCUUCAGUGCUACAGAUUGAAUUAAGCCCUUACUGUAUGUGCUGUAGCCAACUCUUCUAGCCUGGUUUCAUUCUGUAGCCAAAUCUUACAUUUUAAUCAUUUAGCAGAUGCUCUUAUCCAGAGCAAUUAGGGUUAUGUGCCUUGCUCAAGGGCAGCAAGAGAUUUUUCACCUAGUCAGCUCAGGGAUUCGAACCAGCGACCAUUCAGUUACUGGCCAAAUGCUCCUAACCGCUAGGCUACCUGCCAACUCUGGCUACAACUCUUCUAGUCUGGUUUCAUACUGUAUGUGCUGUAGCCAACUCUUCUAGCCUUCUACCAUAAUGAAUGUAGCCAACUCCUCUAUCAUUGUCAAGCCAUACAUGUUUUGUGUGACAAUGAAGGAACUCAGAGAGGAGUUGGCUAAAGCACCAACAGACUGGACCACCAGGCUAGUAGUGUUGUUCACUGUGAAAGCUGGUUAGAGGAAGCUGUGUGAGAGCUGGUACGAGGACAGAAUAUAUCACCCCUGUUGUGUGUUUGCUGGGUAUUUGAGGGGCUUGGGGACCUUGUCUAAAAUACAACAAUGUACGAGAACAUUUAGCUCUAUUGAAAUGUUCAAAUAGUCUGUGUUACAAUAUAAUGCUGUACUGCACUGUAAGUGCCUUACAUUAAAUGGUUCACCUGGUAAGCCUUUUUAUGAUUCUAUCUCACUACUAAGGCCAGUCUGAAAUGGAACCCUAUUCCCUCUAUAGUGCAAUACUUUUGAAGCCCUGCUAUAAAUGGAACAGAGAGCCAUUUCAGACACAGCUCUAGACUCAGUCAGUAGUCUCCAACUGCACACCCAGCAGCUAUCCAGGACCAGAGUUGGAGAACCCAGUGCCUGCUUCACGCUACAGGGUCCACCCAAACAGUACUGUGCUGGCCAGCAUAUUUUCUUUCCAACACGGGUCCAGCAACUAUGGGAGAUGUGUAACCGGGCAAGCCCAGUACCGCUUGGUUUGGCUCAGUAGUGUAUACUGGGUAUACGUCUGUAUGCAGUAUAACUCUCGGCAGGAGUCAGCCUGGGAGGAGCUCACCGCUGAUCGCAAUGUAAGAAUGUUCCAGUUCACAGUGAAAGACUAACUCUUGGAGAAGCAAUUUCUGAUUAGCCUGGUCAUAUGAUCUGUGUGUGCUUUAGCCAAUGAACUCCUCUGAAUAUCAUUGUCUUGACAAGACUUCUUUUGGAGAAUAACUUUCCUUUCCAAAAGAGUUCAUGAUAAUUGUAAUGAUGAUACAGUGGUAUACAGAGUACUCCACUCUUAUAUUUAAUGAAUCUGUCUUUGUUAUCAUGUGUUUGAGAAUUGUGUGAUUUUAAUCUUUUAGCACUUAUUUCUUUUUGAAUUCUGUAAAUAAUGCUGGAGAUCUAAAUAAAAUAGCUGUUAAGGGGGAA
Coregonus clupeaformis (lake whitefish) is the source of this 3298-nucleotide messenger RNA. Its product is annotated as cytochrome c1. The transcript has 10 exons. The record is from RefSeq and is a predicted model, not a curated record. Lineage: Eukaryota; Metazoa; Chordata; Actinopteri; Salmoniformes; Salmonidae. Gene Ontology annotation, biological process: positive regulation of neutrophil extravasation; homotypic cell-cell adhesion; T cell extravasation. Bases 173 to 1021 code for a protein of 282 amino acids.